UUUUUGAAUUUAAUGGUAAUAUGGCUGACGUCGUUGAACCACUAACCUUGUCUAGAGAUGUAAAAAGAUCAAUAGAGCUGCUCGAGAAGCUGCAAGCGAGCGGCGACUUUCCAACAACCAAGCUUGCUGCUUUACAGAGGGUUUUAAGCUCAGACUUUAUGACAUCUGUUCGAGAAGUUUAUGAACACGUAUAUGAGACGGUUGAUAUACAAGGUUCACAUGAUGUUCGUGCUUCUGCGACAGCUAAAGCAACCGUUGCUGCUUUUGCUGCCAGCGAAGGACAUGCGCACCCUCGAGUAGUUGAACUACCGAAAACAGAAGAAGGUCUGGGUUUCAACGUAAUGGGUGGCAAGGAACAAAAUUCUCCAAUUUAUAUAUCUCGCAUUAUACCGGGAGGAGUUGCGGAUAGACAUGGAGGUCUCAAAAGAGGCGAUCAAUUGCUGUCGGUCAAUGGAGUGUCGGUUGAAGGGGAAAACCAUGAAAAGGCAGUUGAAUUGUUAAAACAAGCAAUCGGUUCUGUAAAACUUAUAGUUCGUUACACACCAAAGGUUCUUGAAGAGAUGGAAAUGCGUUUCGAUAAGCAGCGUAAUACCCGCCGUCGUCAAUAGUCCAAAUUUAAAAAAUAACAAAGUAUUUAAAUUUAUGUGUUUAAAUAAAACCUUAAUUUUAUGAACUUAAAACUCUGUUGAUUGUUGCUCGAAUAAAGCGACAUGAAUAGCUAUAAUCUAAUGUUAAAAAAAUAAUUUGAUGUUUAUAUUUACUGAAUAAUCUAUAAUGUUUAUGUUUCUACAGAAACUUAACUAUAUCCAUUAUAUACAAAGUUAUCAUAUAUAUUUUAACGAAUUGGCAAAUCCAGUAGGUGGACUAUUGGAUUGUCAUGUUAGUUAGUCUUGGCUCAAAUCGUUGAGAACAACACAUAGAUUCUCAGAAAAUAAAGUAUCUCUGUUGAGUAAAAAAUA
Molecule: messenger RNA, 959 nt
Organism: Drosophila persimilis
Lineage: Eukaryota; Metazoa; Arthropoda; Insecta; Diptera; Drosophilidae
Gene: veli
Product: protein lin-7 homolog C
Exons: 4
Coding region: 21-608 (195 amino acids)
Biological process (GO): protein localization to basolateral plasma membrane; maintenance of epithelial cell apical/basal polarity; neurotransmitter secretion
Cellular component (GO): cell-cell junction; synapse; basolateral plasma membrane
Molecular function (GO): protein binding
Source: RefSeq, a predicted model, not a curated record